Messenger RNA from Microthlaspi erraticum, 672 nucleotides. The record is from the annotation of a GenBank genome assembly. NCBI's taxonomy places the organism in Eukaryota, Viridiplantae, Streptophyta, Magnoliopsida, Brassicales, Brassicaceae.
AUGGGACGUGAGGAGCAUGGAAGGACUUGGCGCAUGGACGCAGCUCAACUGGAUACGCAAGGGAAGAAGGAGGAAGCCAUCUUGAAGACCAGCUCGACCAUCUACUCGACCAACCGGUCGAGUUCCUCAACUCGACCGGCCAAGCUUCAACUCGAUCGAGCUGAGAAGUCAACAGUCAAACCCGAAAAAUGUUGCUUCCCCCUUGACUUCCCUUUGACCUUAAACCUAAUCCUCUUUGUAUUUAACAGUCACUCUUCCCUUGCUUUCAUCCUUUUUUCCGCCGCCUCUCGACGCUCGGCCUCGGCAGCAACUCUUAUCGCCUCUUCCAUCUCAGCCCUCUCGACCACUCUUUCGGCCUCCGCCGCGGCUUCCGCUUCGGCAGCCUUUCUCCGACGCGCCUCGGCCGCGUCAGAACGGAUGGCCUCGCCAAGAAGCCUGUCGGGAUUGUCGGAUGACCGGGCCCGACGCUUGGUCUUGUCAUCAUCAUCCAUGGCGACACCCUUACCCUUUCUAUCUCGCGAAUCCAUCCCGAUUACACAGAAAAUUCGGAAAUUCGAAGAUUGGAGUAACGGAAUACUUGACGAACCAAAAACCCUAAAACCCGAAUCGGCGGAUGAGAAGACGAAAUCAGAGCACAACCUGACUAGAUUCGAGCAAUUCGUGAUUCCCUAG